GGGAGGGACGCUGCUCAGCUGCUGCUCUGCUCCUGUCUCCUGUCCCCUCCCCCGGCCAUGACGGAGACCCGUGAGCCAGCUGAGACUGGGGGCUACGCCAGCUUGGAAGAAGACGAUGAAGACCUUUCCCCAGGCCCCGAGCAUUCCUCUGAUUCAGAAUACACUCUCUCAGAGCCGGACUCCGAAGAGGAAGAAGAUGAGGAGGAGGAGGAAGAGGAGACCACUGACGAUCCCGAAUAUGAUCCUGGCUACAAGGUGAAGCAGCGCCUUGGCGGGGGCCGUGGUGGCCCAUCCCGCCGGGCCCCCCGUGCAGCCCAGCCCCCGGGCCCCCCGGCCCAGCCUUGCCAGCUCUGUGGCCGCUCACCCCUUGGGGAGGCCCCACCGGGAACCCCACCCUGCCGGCUCUGCUGCCCUGCUACAGCCCCCCAGGAAGCACCAGCCCCUGAAGGCAGGGCCCUCGGGGAGGAAGAGGAGGAACCACCUCGGGCUGGGGAGGGCCGACCAGCUGGGCGGGAGGAGGAGGAGGAAGAGGAGGAGGAGGGAACCUACCACUGUACGGAAUGUGAGGAUUCCUUCGAUAACCUGGGGGAGCUGCACGGGCACUUCAUGCUGCAUGCCCGGGGUGAGGUGUAGGCAGAGCCCCCACAUGGGGAGCUUGGCAGAAGGGGUGGGGUGGGAGGAGGGGGCUGAGGAAAUUGGGGUUGUGACAGUGGUCAUGGGGGAUGGGGUACUGCCGGUCUGUGUUGUCUUAGAAGUAGAUGUGUGAUGGCCAGAAUAAAAGCCAAAAUCUGUA
Molecule: messenger RNA, 793 nt
Organism: Gorilla gorilla gorilla (western lowland gorilla)
Lineage: Eukaryota; Metazoa; Chordata; Mammalia; Primates; Hominidae
Gene: ZNF428
Product: zinc finger protein 428
Exons: 2
Coding region: 58-633 (191 amino acids)
Source: RefSeq, a predicted model, not a curated record